CAGAGAGCUCCCGGUGAAGCAGGACUCCGCCAUCUUCAUAGAGAAAAGAAAGGUGGAAAAGCCAGCAGGUCUUGAUUUAUUUGGCAGAAGGGCGGCAGUCAAUGUCACCAGUCUCCACAGAGCCGAGCAAGGGGAGCGUUUGCAAGGAGUUGGACUGACUGAAAAAGUAGCUGACAUUGCACGCAAAAGGCGAGUUCUAGUGUCCUGGGAGAAGUGACCAUCGCUUGCUGAACCCAAAUACUGUGAAGAAAUUGGGAUUUAAAUUUUUAUUUGAUCAUCAGCCCAUUAUUUCUUUUUCAUCCUUGUGGAGAAAUUGCAGAGCCGCUGAUGAGCAACAUAGUUGACUGGACGGAAAGAGGUAUUGAACAAACCUAAACUGUCAGAACGCAGUGGGCAUCAUAUUUGACAUUUGACAAGGUACACCGACAUUUUUUGCUGGUGUGUUCACAACUUUCAGUCCCGGGCGUGAAACAUCAAGGAUAUUUUUUUCGCCUUUUCGUCCUCGGACAGAUUGCGUUUAUCACACACCUUAACCAAAUGUGUUAGUCACAGAAUCCCUUACAGCGAAGACAGCGCGAGCGCGCGUGUGAGUGUGUGUGUGUGUUUGUGGACACGCGCGGUCGUAUAGGGCGCAAAAGUGGACAGUGGGGACGAAGCGCAAAGACUCUUCAGUUCUUCUGACCAAAGGACUCCUAGAUCCGUCCGUCUGGCGGUCCAACGCGCAAGCAGUGCCAGUUUCGUGGGGGUCCCGGGAAAAGUUAGCGAAAGGAAACGAGGACCACGCAAAGGAGAGGAGGCAGCCGAUCAAUCCUUGUGCAGGUCACCGGGCGAUGCCAGUGUAAAUGCCAGGGCAAUGUCCCGUCGCAAGCAGGGAAACCCACAGCACUUGUCACAAAGAGAAAUAACACCGGAAGCUGACCAUGUGGAAGCCGUGUUGGACCGUGCCCGAGAUGCCUCCCAACUCUCACCCGCACCCCCACCCCCACCCGCACUCUCACCCGCACCCUCACAGCCACCCGCUGCAGCACGCGCACCCCUCACCCGCUCCCUCUGCCGCUGCCGCACGCCCUCCAUCAUGCCAUGCUGGACCCCGCGGUGUGCGGCCCCUCUGCCCGCGAGCCUGGGCGACCACGACCUGCUCACCUGCGGCCAGUGCCAAAUGACCUUCUCUCUAGGGGACAUCCUGCUCUUCAUCGAGCACAAGAAGAAGCAGUGCCAGAGCCUGAUGGGCAACCAUGGCUGCUACGACAAAAUGGCUGACCGCGGCGGUGGCGGUCGAAGAGGCGGAGGAGGAGGAGGAGGAGGAGGAGGGGGUGGAGGAGGUUGCGGCAGUAGCCCCUCGCCGCUGCACCAACGCCCCGAGCUGCGUAAGGUGGUGGAACCGGUGGAGAUCGGAAUCCAGGUGACUCCCGAGGAGGAGGACGACAGACUGCUGACGCCCCCGAAAGGAAUUUGCCCCAAGCAGGAGAGCGUCCAACCAGGUAGAGAUGAACCUGCAAGCUACAUCUGCACGACCUGCAAACAGCAUUUCAGCAGUGCCUGGUUCCUCCUCCAACAUGCUCAGAACACCCACGGCAUCCGCAUCUACCUUGAGGCCAACAGCAACAACGUGACCUUGACCCCCCAAAUCACCCUCCGUCCACCCAUGGGUGCCGAGUCCAUACCCCAAUCUCCUCUCACCAAUUUUUUAGGCGACAACAACCCCUUCCACCUGCUGCGCAUGACGGGCCCUCUGCUUCGAGAACCGCCUCCCGGCUUUGUGGAGAACCGGCUCCCCGGCACACCGCCCUUCGUCAGCCCUCCCCCACGCCACCACCUGGACCCGCAUCGCUUGGAACGCCUUAGCGCCGAGGAAAUGGGCUUAAUCUCCCAGCACCCCAGUGCCUUCGAGAGAGUGAUGCGCCUCAACCCCAUGGCCAUCGAGUCCCAGUCCAUGGACUUCUCGCGCCGGCUCCGCGAGCUCGCGGGCAACAACACCACCACCGUCGCCGCUGGCACGCCACCACUCUCGCCCAGCCGCGCCAACCCUAUGCACCGCCUGCUCAACGCCAACCCCUUCCAGGCCAGCCCCAAGUCGCCCUUUCUGAGCACGCCUCCGCUGCCGCCCAUGCCGCCAAACAGCACGACGCCGCCCCAGACGCAGGCCAAGAGCAAGUCGUGCGAGUUCUGCGGCAAAACGUUCAAGUUCCAGAGCAACCUGAUCGUGCACCGGAGGAGCCACACGGGCGAGAAACCGUACAAGUGCCAGCUGUGCGACCACGCCUGCUCGCAGGCCAGCAAGCUCAAGCGGCACAUGAAGACGCACAUGCACAAGUCCGGCUCCAUGACCGGCCGCUCGGACGACGGGCUGUCGGCCACCAGCUCGCCGGAGCCCGGCACGAGCGACGUCACGGGCGAGGGCAUGAAGAACAGGGACGGCGACUUCAGCGGCGAGGGCUGCGAGAACGAGGAGGAGGAGGAGGAGGAGGAGGAGGAGGAGCUGGAGAAUGAGAGCAGGCCCGAGUCCAACUUCAGCAUGGACUCGGAGUUCUGCCGCAAUCGCGAGAACGGCUCCAAGCCGCCCUCGGAAGAGAAGGACAUGUCCCUGGGCAAGAUGGUGGAGACCUCUGGACUGAACUCCAUCCAGCAGUACAAUAACUUGAUAGUCGACAAUCGCAAAAGGCUUCCUUUCUCCAAACGGUGCUCCGACGGUCAGCGCGACACCGGAGAUCAUGACUCAGUGGGGGGCGAGAUGGACCACGUGGAGCGGGCGACGGUCAACGGCCGAAACUGUGGCUCCAGCGACUCCUUCUCAGGCCUGUUCCCCCGCAAGCCCACGCCCAUCACCAGUCCGAGUCUCUCCAACUCCUCCAAGAGGAUCAAGAUCGAGAAGGACCUGGACAUUCCCCCCGCGCCUCUCAUCCCCUCCGAGAACGUCUACUCCCAGUGGCUGGUGGGCUACGCGGCGUCGCGGCACUUCCUCAAAGACCCCUUCCUGGGCUUCACCGACUCCAGACAAUCUCCCUUCGCCACCUCGUCCGAGCACUCGUCGGAGAACGGCAGCCUGCGCUUCUCCACGCCGCCCGGCGACCUGCUGGACGGGGGCCUCUCGGGACGCAGCGGCACGGCCAGCGGCGGCAGCACUCCGCACCUCGGCGGGCCCGGCGGACACGGCCGGCCCGGCUCCAAGGAGAGCCGCCGGAGCGACACCUGCGAGUACUGCGGCAAGGUGUUCAAGAACUGCAGCAACCUGACGGUGCACCGGCGAAGCCACACCGGCGAGCGGCCCUACAAGUGUGAGCUGUGCAACUACGCCUGCGCCCAGAGCAGCAAGCUCACACGCCACAUGAAGACCCACGGCCAGCUCGGUAAGGAAGUCUACCGCUGUGACAUUUGCCAAAUGCCCUUCAGCGUCUAUAGCACCCUGGAGAAACACAUGAAAAAGUGGCACGGGGAACACUUGAUGACCAAUGAGGUGAAAAUUGAACAAGCUGAGAGAAGCUAAGCUAGGCUUUUCCUAUUUAGCCUCUUGAAUAACAAACAAACAAACAAACAAACAAACACAAACAAAUGGGGUAGAUGGGUUCACUUGAUUCACAAUGAUUCUAGUUUAUCUUAUGUUUUGCCUAAGAAACUGCCAUCUGAGAAAAGAAAAAAAAGUAGGAAGUUCAACUAUGUCGGUGUAAACUGCCUAAAUUGGCUUUUUGAUUUUUACAAUCUAUCAGCGGAUGACUUAAAUAUACGUGGAGCCUUUAACUGUGCAAUAAUUUCUGUAUUUAUUGGAGUUUGUAAUGUUCUGGCAUGUGCAGGUACGUUUUUUUUAUUUGAUCGUUAUUUCCUUUUUGUUCUAUUAUUUUAUGCUGGGAUUUUCUUUUUUAAAAACCCAGAGGACAUUCUGAGAUUUUCUUUUUCGCAGAGCAGAAUACCAUUUGAAUAAUUUUAAAGCCGCUGCUUUUACUGAAUUGUAUAUUUAAGUUACAUGUGUAAUUUCUUGAGGAGAAGCCGAAUUCAAUCUUCAUUUAAAAAAAGAAAAAUGAAAAAAGCUUAACCGAUCUUUUUAUAUAAAAAGCGUAGUUUUUGUUUAGCCGAGAUAGUAGAACAUGAGCGGACAACAAUCUUUUGCCAUAAUAGCAUGAAACAGAUUUUAAACAUGUCAAUCUAAUUGGGUAUGUAGCACUGAAUGUCAUUUCUGACAGUAAAUCUUAUGAGGAUUCUAGGUCUUUUAAAACCUGCUUCCCCCCGAGCUCAUAAAUCAAGGAGGAAGAGACCUUAAAAACAGAUGAUCACGAAGGCAGCUGCUUUGAGGUACCUAGUACCAUCCCAGUUAACGCUACUUACACAAACCUUUCUUCUUCUCUACGUCCCAUUAUUGGUAGCAUUCAAACUGUUUACACUGAAACAUGCUACAAAAAAAAAAAAAAAACACCCUCUGACAUCACAUAUACAUUAUUGAUCAAUGCAAGUACUGUAGCCGUUGUUUUGUGCAUUCUGCCGAAUCGCCCAUUUCUUGGGGAAACUGAAUGACAGUGCACAUGCUGAAACAUCUCAGGGGGUGAUGCGUGUCCAGGCUUCUCUCUCCGCCACAGUCGUCAGCUUGUUCUUACUCAGAAGACCAGUCCAGUGCAACGAGUUAGCAUCCUCGUUAGUCCAGUGCAGAAUUAAUCACCACAUCUUGUGUUAUUUUUGUCCUCAGCCACUUGCUUUUUUAUAUAUGUAUUUAUACAUAUAUAUUUAUAUACAUCAUGUAUACACGUGAAUGGUUGGAGAACACGUAUGUAGUGGGCAAAAUGGAUCAAAACUAUGCUGCACAGUGAGUAGUCUCACUCAAGCAGAACGAUCCAGUAUACCAACGUGACAUGGAUCUGAGUGUGAUCUGGCUCUGACCCGAUUUGAGUCUGGGCCAGUUCUGAUCCAGAACCUUCUAAAGUGCAUUCCUAGGUAGGUACGACAUGAUUCAACAACAAUAGCAGCAGGUCAUAACGGUAAACUUUGCAGCAGCAAAUCAAAACCUAUUCACUGAGGGGAAUGAUCUAGUAGACAUUGUCGCCUAUUCUUAUAAGUGCUUUUAUACUUUUUACAUCUUAUAUUUACGUUCCAUCUGAGAGUGCUUCAUGUGUUCAAAAAUGGCACUGUUGAUUUUAGAGUGGGCUGGGUAAAAGACAAUAUUAGCCAUAAUGAAUAUUACCACUUUAACCAGAUAAGAAGACAAAAAAAUACAAUUUAAACAUAAUUCAGAAUACAGCUCAAAACUUGUACGCAAUCUGCCGAUGUUUGUGAUAUCACUUGAAAUAGCCCUAUGCAUUUCUAAAUAUAUUUAUCGAUCAUUUUGAAAAUGAAUUUAUACUCUAUAGUGUAUCUUAUUACAAAGUUUACCAUUGUCUAAAAUGUUUAUAUUUCUGAUUUUAUCUGGUUAACUUGGUUAUUUACCCUGUAAAACAGUCAUUGGCAGAUGUGUAGAUUGCAGUAGUAGCCUACAUUGCACAGUAGUAACAGUGUGUGCAAAUUCCUGUUGAGCAUGUUCGUAAACAGUAAGACUAUUUUCUUUCUUUCUUUCUUCCUGUCUUUCUUUCUUUCUUUCCUCCCAUUCAGGGCUUCCUGUGAUGUGUAGUUGAACACACUCUAAGAAGUAGCCACAUUGUCGCGUAACGAACGCACUGCUGAUGUUUCUGAGCUUGUUAGAGAGAAAACACGCGCACAUGUAUUUUGGGUCUUCAGUUGGCACUGACGAUGCCUGAGCCACAAUUGUGUUACAUGCAGUCAUGAACCCCUCCUUCACGUAUACCACCACCAUCCCCAUACACACACACACACACACACACACACACACACACACACACAAACACACACACACAAACCUCCCUUGAGAGGGCCACGCCACCCAAAUUUGUAGGCCUGAAGGAAAAAGACAGAAAAACACUUUUUGAAAAAAACAUUUUUAACAACAUUUUAGCAGCCUGACCCGCACUUUAUGAUUUGUUUUAGACAUUUUUCUUUUCUUUAAAAAAAAAAAAGCAGAAAACGGCUUCUGAGCAAGAAAUUACGUUUAACGGAUUGACUAGGGCCUUGCAAAGGAGAGCAUCUGAGAUUCAAGUGCCAGCGUUGCUAGGCUAGGCUAUCACAAUGCUGGCACUAUAAAAAGUCAAAAUAAUUUAUUUGGACAGUUUUUAUACUGCCAUCCGAUUCGACAUGAGUGUGCCUUGAAUACUGAUCUUCCUAUUUAUUGUCUCUAAAGACAAAUGCAACACAUUUGUGAAUCAAGGAAUUAAAUGAAAAAAUGUAACAAUUGUACUGAAAUGUCCUUUCAAAAUAUAAAAUCUGAAAUCACAUGAAAAAUAAUUCAAGAAAUGAUUUUAACAUGAAAACGGUGGCCAGCACAAUAUUGAUGUGUCUGUGUGUGUAUAUAUGUAUGCAUAUGUACAUAUGAAGGCACAAACACAUGCACACACACACCCACCCACACACACACACACACACACACACACACACACACACACACACACACACACACACAUUCAUAUACAGAACAUUAUUCUCUUCAGGACAAGAAUGCGUCCCUUGAUUAAAAAAAAAAAAAACCUAAAAAAAAAAAACCUGGAGUGGCCUAGAACGCCACUCACAAGCAAGGAAGAGACUGGACGAAAAUCAGGAACAACAAAACAAAAUAUGAAAAAAAAGACAAAACAUGAAUUUAGUGCACUCAGUCUUAAAUACGUUUACAGUAUUGAAACAAGUACAAGGGUAAAAUGAUAUUUCUGUGUAUGUGUGUUUUAAACAAUUUUUUUUUUAGUUUACUUAUAAACUUUCUCUGAAUGCCAUAGUGGCUAUGUGUAUAUUGGUUUUUUGGUGACGGGGUUUUAGUAUAUAUAUAAAUAUAUAUAAAUAUAUAUAUUACAUUUUUCUUGUUUACUGUACAAGUAUACCAGUAUUUGUAAUAUUGGAGAAUGCCUGGGCAUUUUACAAGGAUAGAUUUUUUUCUUUUCUUUUUUUUUUUCAUUUUUUUCCAGUCCAAUUUAAAUUGUGGGUCUAUACAAUGUUAUGUCACUGUAAUUGUAAAUGUCUUGAUUUCUGGUAAAUUUUAUUCUGCCUUGGGUGUGAGAAAAUAAUAAUAAUAAAAAAGAAUGAAUAAAAAAAAAGAAUGCUUACCAGAGCUGAAUGGAGAUGGUGACGGGACCAGCUUUUCAAUGUAAGGAAGUUUUCCCAUGUAGAAUAUGUUUAAUAUGGAUUUGCUUUUCAACACACGUCCCUGAAACAUAUCUUUUAACUCCUGAAUCGUUUUUUUUAUUUUUUUUUACUUUUUUUUUUAUCUUGCUCCUCCUGAAAUGCUUCUACUUCCUGGCUCGAUUGAUACACAUGUAGGCACUCACUGUCCUUUUACUGGAGCUUUCCUCAUUUUUAUCUUGUAUAUGCAUCUCUUGUGAGAAAGGUCACCUUGGGGUAACCUUGGGGUAACCUUGGGGUAACUUUGAGUCAUGUUAGUAGAGGAAUGGGUCCAUUACUGAAUAUAAAGGUCAAGGGUCAAGCUACCACCAGAAGCUGCCACAGUAUAUUUUUGGUUUGGCAGGAUAAAAAUAUUGCAAAAAAAAAUCCUUUAGAAUUUGUAUUGCUAAAAUGGACGUUAUUGUACAGAAGGGAUUUUCAAAAGGCUGUCUAACAACCUUUUGAUGUAGCUACAUAUACAAACGUAAAUGUUUUGUUUAUUAUAUUGGUUGUAAAUAAUUUUUUUAUAACAACCCAGACUUUUAUUUCUUUUUCUUUUUAUUUGUGUGUGUUCUGAUGGGCACUGGCAGUAAUCUGUCAUCUUGGGGUCUUUGACCUUUCAACCUUUAGACAUUUUUAAAAUGACUUUUUUGUUGUCGUUGUUUUUACUUUGGGUGUAAGACCUCGUCCGUACUGGCACUUGUCAGCUGGUCUUUUAGCAUGAAAAGAAUAGAGCACAAUACAAGCUGUUGCAAUUGUCCAAUGAACUGAUCAUUUGUGUCCUUCAUUUUGGUUUGUUUUGAGAAGUAAAAACCUGAAACCUC
Alosa sapidissima (American shad) is the source of this 8000-nucleotide messenger RNA. It is a transcript of the gene bcl11ba, whose product is annotated as BAF chromatin remodeling complex subunit BCL11B a. The transcript has 3 exons. Lineage: Eukaryota; Metazoa; Chordata; Actinopteri; Clupeiformes; Clupeidae. Gene Ontology annotation, molecular function: RNA polymerase II cis-regulatory region sequence-specific DNA binding; DNA-binding transcription factor activity. Gene Ontology annotation, biological process: positive regulation of transcription by RNA polymerase II. The record is from RefSeq and is a predicted model, not a curated record. Bases 854 to 3484 code for a protein of 876 amino acids. Gene Ontology annotation, cellular component: nucleus.